Molecule: messenger RNA, 1905 nt
Organism: Rotaria socialis
Lineage: Eukaryota; Metazoa; Rotifera; Eurotatoria; Philodinida; Philodinidae
Source: the annotation of a GenBank genome assembly
AUGGCCGAACCACUGUCCACAAAUGUGACGAUUGAACCAUGCCUUGAACCGAGUGUUUAUGAAUAUUCACUCGAUGGUGAAAAAGUGAAGUCAACUCAAUCCAUGUCGGAUCAUUUUACAAAAAUUCUCAGUCGUAUGGAAUUGAAAGAUUUACAUUCCGAAGAUACAGUAGUUGAAAGUUCAAACGAAGAAGAACGUCGCAUAGCGAAUGGAGCAAAAAAUACAUUCGGAACAUUUUUCGAACAAAUGAGACAAGCCAAUAUUGAAGUAUGUGCAUUAUAUGAUAUUCUGUCGUUAGUUAUGAGUCGUCGUUAUUUUAAUCUAUCGGCAAACGUUGCUGAUAUGGAUGAAAAUUUAAAUACAGCUAAUCCACGACAACGGGAAUUACUAACGCGACAAAAUCAAGACAUACUACGAAAAUCUUGGGUAUCGAAACGUACAAGUGCACGACAAGCGGCCGAUGUUUUAUUAUCAUCCUACGAACGUUUUAUGAAAAUUAUUAAUACAACAAGUGGAAAUCUAGAAAAUUUUCAUGCACAAUUAUCGAAUUUACGACAACGUUGGAAAAUACGAAAACAAGCCAAUACAAACAAGUAUCUAGGAGAUUUAUCAUUUCGAUCAGCCGGUUCAUUUUAUCCGUAUAAAAUGCAAUUUGAAGUCACAAAAGCUGAUAGUCAUAAACGAACACACACGAAUUCCAUUGAUGUUAUUAUACCGGAAGAAUUACAAGUUCGUGUUAUAUUAAAAAUCGAAAUUGAAACGAAGGAUGGAGAAAUUCUACUGCGAACAUAUUCAACCAUGAUGGCGAAUGAUACAAUUAUGAAUACAAAUGAUAAUAGUUAUGAUUCAAUAUUAGAAAAUGCACAACGAACGGUGUUUUUAAAAGAACUCUUCUCACAACUCUGUCGUGAAGCAUCGGAUAUAACGAAUAUAAUUCAACCAGCAGUCAUGAGAAAUUCAAUUCAAUGUUGGAUUCUUUCCGAUGUGCUCAUGACAAUUAGUCUUCUACGUGCUAGUGAAUUCGAUGCAAGCACUCAAAAUGAACAAACUCUAUGCGGUGCAAAUAUUGGCUUAUUAGAAUAUUCUUUAUGUGCUCUGUUACGUCAACAAUUUCUUCGCAAUUUCCAUUAUUCACAAUUAAAGCCUAGCACACUUAUGUUAGGCGUACCUGCAUUAAGGCGUAUUGCUGGUGUCAAUGCUUUUAACUAUAAUCAAUUAAAAUCUAUCAGUGAAAAUAAAUCAAUUUUACAAACAAUUAUUGACCUCUCUCAACAUCAAGUCGUACGAGCUAGGAUUUUAAAUGUAUUAAAUAACUUAGCAACAACUUGUGAUAUAAAUAUGACUGUAAACAUCAGUGCAUUCAGUUCCACAACAUCGACUUUUGGACGUGUUCAUAUUAUAGUACCGGGCUAUGAUCUAUUGUGCCGUUGGUCCUAUAUGUUCCAAAUUGAAGAAUGUCAAGUUAAAAUUCAAUAUAAAUCUCAUUUAAUUGAAUUUCAGCAUCAUAUUGAAGAAGUUCAAAGAUUUUUUAUUAACCAACUAGCUUGUUUUAAGUUUACAACAGCUUGUACAUUAGCAAAAAUCUUUGGCUGGUCUAUUGUUGGUAGUACAAUGGCACCAACUGUUGGUAGACUAACGGAAAUUCAAUUUAGUGCUCAACUUGAUCAUUCUAAUAUAUCAACAUCAGUUGGAAUACGUAUUGGUGAUGAUUUACAAUUACAAGUAGCUGUAAGGAAACGUCGAGAACAAAAUGAUGAUACGCUUAUGGAUGAUGGUUCCAAUGAACGAAUAGGAGCAUCCAAAGGAAUCAAAUAUGAUCCUAUUAAUUUAGAUGAUUAUUGUGGAACAUCAACAUUACAAAAAUUCGAAAUGUUUAUAUCGGGCUUAUUACAUCAAGAGAAAUAG